AAAUGCAUAUAGUUGUUUAAUUUUAGGUCUGAAAAAAGUAAAAGUUCGUGCACUGGAGGACCCCUGGCUGUCAGAAAUACAUCAAUGGUUCAAAGCAAAGAAAUUUUAUCCCAUAUAUCUGAGCUGGGUAUAAGUAAAGUUCAACUACGGCUUGAGGAUAUCGAGGCUAUUCUUCAAACCCUGGUAUAUGAUGGCAAAGCAGAAAGAGGGCAGGAUGUAGAAUCAGGUUCCGUAUAUAGAGCAGUUAACUCUCCAGUAUCCACACCAGGUUUUGUAAGAUCUCCUUGUGGGGUUUGUCCCGUGAUACAAGAUUGUGGAGAAUCUGGUCUGAUUAAUCCUUCCAGCUGUCAAUAUUUCAAGGAUUGGUUAGAUUUCUGAUCAUAUAGGAUCAAUCUUUCCAGCUGUCAAUAUUUCAAGGAUUGGUUAGAUUUCUGAUCAUAUAGGAUCAAUCUUUCCAGCUGUCAAUAUUUCAAGGAUUGGUUAAAUUUCUGAUCAUAUAGGAUCAAUCCUUCCAGCUGUCAAUAUUUCAAGGAUUGGUUGGAUGUCUGAUCAUCUAGAUUGAGAAGAUCGGCUCUAGUCAGUCUUUAAGCACCUAAUAUAUCAAGAUUUUGUAAAUGCUGUGAAUUAAAAAAUGUGAAAAUCAAUUAUCAUGCACUGCACAGUUCAUUAAGAUUUUAUUUAGUUCAUGAUGAUUAGUACAUUAAGAAUUAACAAACUGUGAUUAUUAUUAUUUAAAUAUUUAACCUAGUAAUCAUUUCCAUCCUGCCAAUUGCUAUUUUUAACAUUUUUUUCAGAAAAUUUAAAUGAAGAAAAAUGGAUAGUGAAGUAGAUGCAGUCGAGCUAGGAAUGCUUGUUGAUCCUGUGCUGGCUGAAGGAGAGGGAGUAUACCCUGUAGCAGGUGUACUCCCUGUAGAAGGUGUACUCCCUCUAGGUGAAGGUGGUGAAGAGGAUGUUCCUGCGCAUAGUAUCACCAUCACAAUCAAUGCCAAGGGUGAGAUAAAUAUAGAUCAAAGCGCGCUAGCUGGUGUGCUUGGAUCAAACCAGAAAAGUGCUCGGGUAACCUUUGUCCGAGUAGGAGAGGAGGGGGUAGUAGUGGAGAACCAGGUUGAUCUAGAUGCAAAUGAGUUGAUACAAGCCAUGGGAGGAGAUCCAAGUAUGAACCCGAUGUUAAUGCUGGAUCAGGAGCAAAUGUUGAAACUUGAAUCUGUUCUUCAGUCUGAUGAGGCGAAAACAUUCUUGGGGGAGGCUUAUCAUACAGACACUAACAAUCCUGGAGACAGUUCCCAGGAGGAAGGAGAUACUAAGCGUAGAUCCCGUCGUUCUCAGCGUCAACAAGACAAAGAUUUGCGUCAGUCAGCGCAGGUCAUUCAAGAAGCAAACAGAAAGAAGUCCGGCCCUGUGAAAUCUAUGCGAGGAGGGCGGAGUCGGGGAGGUGGAAGACCUCAGCGGCGGCGAAAGAUCCCCGCCAGUCUUCAUGGAUUUGAGUCUCCUUUGGUAAAGGAGCGGAAAGAGCGAAGGAGCAAGGGCGAGGUUGGGGCUGAGGAUGAUGAGGAUAAAGAUGAUGAUGAUGAUGAGUCUAGUGAGGAGGAUGAUAGCUGGGCUAGUGAGGAUGAUCCUGAUCGGUUAUGGUGUACCUGUCAGCAACCUCAUAACAACAGGUUUAUGAUUUGUUGUGAUAUUUGCCUGGACUGGUUCCAUGGGAAAUGUGUUGGUAUCACCAAAGCCAAGGGAAAGGAGAUGGAGGACGCAGGACAAGAUUGGAAAUGUCCUAAAUGUCUCAAUCAGGACGGGAAGGAUAAGGACGAGGUUGUCGAGGCUGAGGAGGACAUGAAGGAGGCCGAAGAGGAGGAGGAGGUUAAAGUUGGGGAGAAGAACUCCAGUAAGUCUCCUGGAAGAAGGAGAAGGAAAAGUGAUGUCAAGGAGAAGGAGAAAAAGCCGAAGCGUCCCUCCUGUCACAUGUGCCAUAAUCCUCCUAGAGAUUCCUCCAUAUACUGUUCUGAAGCGUGCAUUAAAGCACAUGCAUCGCAGGCGUUGAAAUUACUGAAGGACUCUAACAAGGCUAAGUCUAAUAACACAGUUGUUGUUCUUGAACCUAAAACUAACACUUUGCUCAACGGACCUAAUGCACCAACACAAGCUAGUCUUCAGGAUUGGCUACGUGAUCAUGAGUCCUACCAUGUUGUGAUGCCAAGUGUGCCGACUAGUUCAAGGUUUUAUGAUCAUAAGAAGGUUAAGGGACCCAGAAUCGUCGAUCCACAUAGGGAAGGACACCAAGAAAUACGUAAACAUGGAGAAAAGAUGCAGAAUGUUAGUAAGGGUGUUGGUGUCGGGAAAGACAAACUUCUCUCUAAAGAAGAAAUACAAGCAGAAGUAAAGGCACAAUUAAAAAGAGCUAUAGCAAUGUCGUGUGAGAAACUAAGUAAACCUAAACGUGAGAGAAGAACAUCUGAGAGCAGAGUGAAGAAAAGGAUCGUGCACAAGGAUCCAGAACCUGUCAAGGAAUCUCCUAAACCCCAGGACAACAAGGUUUUAAGGUCCCAGAUAGUAAAGGGUGUCCGUGAUGCCCUAUAUGAGAAGGUCCAGAAGUGCUCUGAUCUUGUGAUUCCUUUUGAGAAGAUCCAGAAGAUUGCCGAGGAGAUUGAGAUUGCUAUGUUUGGUAUUUUUGGUGAGGUGGGAGCCAAGUAUAAGAACAAGUACAGAAGUUUAACCUACAACAUCAAGGAUGCCAAAAAUGAUGGAUUGUUCAGAAGAAUUCUUUUGAAAGAUUUGUCGGCAAUUGAGGUUGUAAGUAUGUCUGCUGAUGAAUAUGCCAGUAAAGAACUACAUGCAUGGAGGGAAGAAACAGCUAAGAAAGAUCUCGAGGCAAUCAAGUCCUAUGAGCUGGAUCUUCUGUCGAUGGGUAACACCUACCUCAUGAAAAGUCAUAAAGGGGAACAAGUUAUAGAGAAGGAUGAAGGUUUGGAUAAGCAAGAAGUUGUUGCCGAACUUCCAGAAGAUCAACCUGAAGUUAUUCCGGAGGCCUCAGUAGGUCCUAAGACCCGAGAACACCCGAACCAUGGGGAUGUAACGGUUGAACCUAUGUGUGAUGUUUGCACAGGUAAAAUAUCUGUGGAUACUUUUGUAAAUCUCAAGCUGAAGGAGGAGUUACCACACAAACCAAGAAGAAGAUCAAGAAGUUCUGACAGGCGAAAGAAGAAAUCUCACAAACAUCGUUCUGACAGGGAGAGUAGACAUAGUUCAGAACACAAACACAGAUCCGGUAGUAAACAUAGUUCUGGAGAUAAACACAAUUCUGGAGAUAAGCACAGUUCUGGGGAUAAACACAGUUCUGGAGAUAAACACAGUUCAGAACAUAGACACAGAUCUAGAGAAAAGCAUAGUUCUGGAGACAAACAUAGCUCAAGGGACAAGGACCGGCAUAGUUCACGGAGUUUAGAUAAGGAAAGGGACAAGGGCAGAGAGAGACGGAGGAGUUCCAAGGACGAUGGAAAGGACAGGCGGGGAGACAAGGACAAGGACAGGAAUCGAGAUAAGGACAAGCAUGAUCGUCAUCGACACCACUCAAGAGAGAAGAAGAAAACUGAAACAGUAAAAGAUAAAGUCAAAGAUGAAGAUUAUGAUAAAAAUAAGAAACUACAGGAGAAGAUUGAGAAAGCUACCGCUGCUAUUGAAGCUGCUAAACUAUCUGGCGAACAGUUUAAUAAGACAUUUGAGGAAGCUCUACGCAACCGGUCCCCGACCCCCUCCCCUACUCGAGGAAAUUCUCCUGAUCUUGAUCAUGAUCCUGUUCCUGAUCUUGAUCAUGAUACUGAGCUUGAUCUUCCUCCCUCACAACCUUCCUUCUCCUCACCAGCAGAGCAGGAGGUGAGCAGUACUAUCCGUACCCCUGAGUUGAUUGACCAUAGUUCCAUGGAUCCCGCGGUCUGGACCGGGAACGUCACCAUGGCUGAAGUCGCCAAGUUCAACGUCACUGCACAUAAGAUGAGUGGGGAGUGGGAUCACCUAUCCUCUGAUCUCGGAGGAUUCAUGAAUGUUAUUGGACGGAUUCCACCAGACCUAGUGUCUACAUACGUUCAACAGAUCAAGCUCAAUCCGCUAAAAGAGAUUGUUGUUCUACGGUUGGAUGCCAGGCAAGGAGAUGAGAUGAGCUACGAGACCUUCUACCAGUACCUCGCCACCAGGAAGAGGUUUGCCGUAGUAGGGAAUGCGAACAAGAAGAUGGUCAAGGACUGUUAUAUAUUCCCCCUGGACUCUGUAUCCCCUGUCCCCUUAUUUCUGCUUCCCCUGUCUGGACCCGGACUGCCGGAACUACGGGGGGAUACCCUGCUCUGCCUCAUCAUCAGAACUAAACGAAAACGACCAGGAGAUCAUCUAGUGCAUGCGCAUCCACCCACCAAGCUCAUCAAGCCUAGUAUCUACGAGCCUCCUAUUGCCACGCCUACCUCUGAUGUUCCGCCCUCCUAUUCGGAUUCCCCCUCCACCUCUAUUAAACCUGCACACACGCCUAUUCACCAAGACAAGGUUCAGUAUCCUCCAGUUGUUCCAGAUUCUGCUGCGGACGAGCCCUAUAGUCCUGAAGAUGAGGACGAAGCUUACGAUCCUGGAGAUAGUCCAGGAUAUGCUCCAGGGUAUUUUACUAACUCUACACCUUCUCAACCUCCACCACCACCAAGGAUCAGUUCCCCAGGUUUACAGACCGUGCAGAGUAGUGACACGGGAGGGUUCACAGAGCAAUUAAAAAAAUUACAGGAGGAAGUGGAUAAUAGGAAAGCAGAACUGGCAAGAAAAUUGGCGGAGAGUGAAAUGAGGUCUGGUGUAUUCAAUAGUCCACCUCCUAACUUCCAUUCCAGUGCACCAGCAUUUAUGACUGAUGUGGCCCAACCGAAAGGGAUUGACUUGAAACCUUUGACUGCUGGAUUUCCAGGGUCCACACCCAACCUUGGUAUUACAGGGGUCCCCCUUCUACCCCUAACAGGGUACCUGAAGGAACCUAGGCCCCUUCCGCCCCCAGGUCCUGGAAUGCCCGGGAACCGGUUUGGUGAAGGAGUACGGAAUCUUGAACUGGCAAGGGAGGAGGAGCAGAGAAGAGUAGAACCUAAUCUACUUAGGGGCCACAAUCCCUUAGAUAGGGGCCUGAUCAGUCGUGGAGGGCGAGGGUUACGAGGUGUGGGGGGUGUAGAGAGGGUCUGGAGCGGACAGGGAGAGAGAAGACCGGGGUUUGGCGGACGGGGAGAGAGAAGAGCUGAGUAUGGAAGAAAGGAGAGAACUGGAAGAGAUUGGGAAGAAGAAGAGGAUCAAAGGCACAACAGAGGAAGGCGAACUCGAUCUAGAUCAAGGAGUAGAUCAAGAUCGAGAAGUAGAUCAAGAUCAAGAUCUAAAAGGAAGCAUCGAGAACGAUCAAGAUCUCGGGAUCGUGACUCCAGGUCUCGGUAUGGCGGAAAUGGCGGGAAACGAUCUGAGCCUAAUGAGAUAGUGACUGAAAACUGGAGUGACGAUGAUGAUAUCAAAGUACUGGAAAAUCCUGAGGGUAAUAAAGACGACAUUCAGGAGCUUGAAACCAUACCUCUUCAAAUCCCGCAAUCAAAGAAGAAGGACGAUGUAAACUUGAAGAACGUCGACGGAGAUUUUCGACUAUACUUGAGGGAAGACGAUCGAGAAAAUACGCCAACCAUGGACGAACCAAACCAAACCUCCAAAUAGAAACGGCGGGAAAUUUUAAUUUUUUGUUGAGAACUAAGUAAAAAUAAACGCAAGUGCAAUUUUGUUGAA
Messenger RNA from Eurytemora carolleeae, 5769 nucleotides. It is a transcript of the gene pps, whose product is annotated as death-inducer obliterator 1. Gene Ontology annotation, biological process: DNA-templated transcription. The record is from RefSeq and is a predicted model, not a curated record. Gene Ontology annotation, cellular component: nucleus. The coding region runs from base 814 to 5700 and encodes 1628 amino acids. The transcript has 47 exons. Lineage: Eukaryota; Metazoa; Arthropoda; Copepoda; Calanoida; Temoridae. Gene Ontology annotation, molecular function: protein binding.